AUGGCAGAGACAGCGGAGGAGCCGGGAAAAGACAGUGGAAAGUUGGAGCAUCAUGUCAGGGAAGAUAGCGAGUAUGUUAGACUUGUUAUAUCCGACGAACCAAGGGUACCUGAAUUUGAUAUUUCACAACUUCAAUCAAGAGCGAGGGCUAGAGCUUUCAUUUGGUGGAUCAAAGCUUUAGUUUGGUGCGUUGUUAUCACCGUACUUCUUCUCGUUUUUUUGAAAUGGGGAGUUCCAUUUCUUUUUGAGAAGGUUCUCUUGCCAAUGAUGGAAUGGGAAGCAACUGCCUUUGGCCGUCCAGUCCUCGCCCUAGUGCUGACUGCUUCUCUUGCCUUGUUCCCAGUGUUCCUAAUUCCUUCAGGUCCUUCCAUGUGGUUGGCUGGAAUGAUCUUUGGUUAUGGUAUUGGGUUCGUGAUAAUCAUGGUUGGAACCACUAUUGGGAUGGUCCUACCCUAUUUGAUUGGACUAGUUUUCUGUGAACGCAUCCAUCAAUGGUUGAAGAGAUGGCCCCAGAAAGCUGCUAUGAUUAGACUUGCUGGGGAGGGGAGCUGGUUCCAUCAAUUUAAAGUGGUUGCUCUCUUUAGGGUUUCACCAUUUCCAUACACAAUUUUCAACUAUGCAAUAGUGAUAACAAGUAUGACAUUUUGGCCCUACUUAUGUGGUUCAGUUGCUGGAAUGGUACCAGAAGCUUUUAUCUACAUCUAUAGUGGUAGGUUAAUAAGGACAUUUGCUGAUGUGAAGUAUGGGAACUAUCACUUGACUACCGUGGAAAUAAUAUACAACAUCAUCUCCUUCAUUAUUGCAAUUGUUACUACUGUUGCCUUCACCGUUUAUGCGAAAAGAGCUUUGAAGGAGCUUGAAAGGGCAGAGGCUACUGAAGAAGUCCCCCCUCGCACCAAGAAAGUCAUGAGAUGGGAAAGCUUCCACUUGAAAGACCUAAGCAUGCGGGCUUGUCAUCUUUUUCAUUAUAGCCUGAAUACGUAG
Molecule: messenger RNA, 984 nt
Organism: Dovyalis caffra
Lineage: Eukaryota; Viridiplantae; Streptophyta; Magnoliopsida; Malpighiales; Salicaceae
Source: the annotation of a GenBank genome assembly